AUUUUAGGGGCAUCGUCCAAUCCGAUGACAAGAUGGUGAUCAGCGCGUCUUGGGCCAAAGACGACGACAUCACCAGACUCUUGAAGUCUCUUCCCAACUGGAGCAACAUGGCCCAGCCCAAGCAGUUGAGACCUAAAAGAGAGGAAGAAGAAGACUUCAUCAGGACCGCCUUCAGCAAGGAGUCUGAGGUCCUGAUUGGGAACCUGGGGGAUAAACUGAUUCCCCAGCCAGAGAUUCUCCAGGAUGUCAGCGAUCUGAAGGCCCUGGCCAACAUGCACGAGAGCCUGGAGUGGCUCUCGGGACGGGUGAAAAGCGCCUUCUCCAGCCUUCCAUUGGCCCAGAGUAAGUGA
Molecule: messenger RNA, 350 nt
Organism: Notechis scutatus (mainland tiger snake)
Lineage: Eukaryota; Metazoa; Chordata; Lepidosauria; Squamata; Elapidae
Source: RefSeq, a predicted model, not a curated record